Dictyostelium purpureum is the source of this 1566-nucleotide messenger RNA. RefSeq lists its product as uncharacterized. Gene Ontology annotation, molecular function: ATP binding; protein kinase activity. Bases 1 to 1566 code for a protein of 521 amino acids. The record is from RefSeq and is a predicted model, not a curated record. Gene Ontology annotation, biological process: protein phosphorylation. Lineage: Eukaryota; Evosea; Eumycetozoa; Dictyosteliales; Dictyosteliaceae. The transcript is spliced from 3 exons.
AUGGAAAAUAUAAAUGAUAUACCUUUGCACAAUCCUGCUGAAUGGAAUAUUGAUCAAAAAAAAAUAAAUAAAUGUGGUGCUAUGAAUAUUGGCAUUUAUAAAGGAUUUAAAAUAGAUAAAACUAUAAAUCAGGUAUUACUACCAAACGAUGGGUUAUGUGUAAUCAAAGUAGUUGAAAGUAAACUUAUUGGAAAAUAUGAAAUUGAUAUUUUAAAUAAUUUAAAAAAAAUUAAACAUCAAAAUAUUAUCAAUGUUUAUGGGUAUGGAUUUGGACCAGUUAAAAAAGUAAUCUCAAAUUUAGAAAAUAAUAUUGAUGAUACAGAUAAAGAAAUGGAAGAAAGAGAUUUAUAUAUUUAUAUGGAAUAUAUUCCAGAAUGUAAAAAUAUAGAAGAUAUAUUAGGAUUAGGAUUAGGAGCAUUUAGCGAACAGGAAAUCAAACAUAUUACAGCCAAAUUAACGGACACAUUAAUAUUCCUCAGUAACAAUCAUAUAGUGCAUAGAGAUAUUAAACCAAGCAAUAUUUUAUAUGACCCAACAACCCAGAAUAUUAAAUUAAUUGAUUUUGGUAUUUCAAAAUAUUAUACAGAUGUUUCAAAAUUUAGUACAAUGGCUGGUACAUCACGUUAUAGAGCACCUGAGGUUUCAAGUAGAAAUGGAACUGCAAGUAGCAAAUCAGAUGUAUGGAGUUUAGGUUGCACAAUCGUAGAGAUGGCCGGUGGUUUAAAAGAAGAUAAUGAUAAUCAAAUACCAGAUUCAAACGAUACAAACAAUAAUAUAGUUUAUAAAGCACCCUCCAUACCACCCCUUCUUUCAGAUAUAUGUAAGAAUUUUAUUCAGUAUUGUUUAAUAUUAGAUCCAAAAUUUAGAUAUAAUGCUUCGCAAUUAAAAGAACAUGAAUUUUUAACCAACAUACCAAACCCAAUGGGUAGUUUAGAUUCGAAAAAUAUCCUCGUUUUAACCAAUAUAGAUUGUUUAAACCCAAUAGAUAUCCCAACAACAAUAAACCAUCUCACACUAACAGAUUUCGAUCAAGAUUUAAUAACUCUUCAUAAUAAAAUACCAAAUUCAAUCAAAUCACUUAUAUUACCAAAGUUUAAUCAAAUAAUAAACAAAGAUUCAAUUCCAAGCCAUAUCAUAUCACUCUCAAUACCACUAUUUAAUCAUGAUUUAGACCAUGAUUCAAUUCCAGUAUCUCUAGAGCAAUUAACUCUGGGUGAAGCUUUCGAUUUUAAUAAAUAUGGUGGUAAUUUACCACCUUCAAUUAAAAAAUUUACAUGUGCACAUUUUUUCCAAGUUUCACUCCGAAGAAAUAAUAAUAUUCCAAAAGGUGCAUCAGAAAUAAUAUUAAGCAAUUAUAACAAACCAAUUGUAACAAACACUAUACCAAUAUCAUGUAAUAUAUUAACCUUAGGUUCAGAUUUUCAACACUUUGAUUCAAUAAACAAGCUUCCAACUUCAGUUUAUAAUCUCACUUUUGGUGUAAAAAAUUGUCAACUUAAAGAUGAAGAGAUAAUUAAAAUAAUUGAUUCUAAAUCAAUAACAAAAUUUAUUAUUAAUAGAAAUUAA